This is a messenger RNA of Trematosphaeria pertusa, 1586 nucleotides long. RefSeq lists its product as uncharacterized. The coding region runs from base 216 to 1427 and encodes 403 amino acids. Lineage: Eukaryota; Fungi; Ascomycota; Dothideomycetes; Pleosporales; Trematosphaeriaceae. The record is from RefSeq and is a predicted model, not a curated record. The transcript is spliced from 2 exons.
CCCCUCGCCCUAGGCCUCCAAACUCGCCCAAGAGGCUGUGUCCACCGCCCACAGAACGCUCACCCCCAGUGACACGUCGCUCCGGCUACUAUUCCCGUUGCAAACAGAUACCCACCGCGCAUUCACCGGCCCGGCCGACACGACCCUCGGUUUCCCAACCCGUCUAGAGUUUCCGCGCACGUCAGGCCUCAACGCACUCUCCACACACGGCUACAAUGUCUUCGCCGCCGCAGACCCCUACGCAUCGCCCCAUCUCCUCCCACCGCCGCCAUCCUUCGAGUCUCGACAUGUCUCACAACACCCCCUCAAGGCGGUACUCACUAAAUCGUCGCUCUUCCGGAUAUUCGCCUAUGACGCCGCGCUCAUCACAAGAGUUCGACCAUAGCAGUCCGGCCCACCAUUUAGACGGCGGAGGAGACGGAGGGCUAGGAAAUCUGGCGGAUGAGCUUGGCGACAUCUGGGAUGACGAUGAGGAGGCGGGCGAGGGCGAGUUCGGGGAAGAACUAGAGCUCCCACAGGAAGACAUAAAUGGUAUUGGUGUUGCAGUAGAACAUGACGGGUCAGCCGGCCUUGACAAUAUGGUAGUGGUGAACGGUGUGCGGGACAGCGGAGUUGCAAUGCAGUCAUCUUCGCCUUCGACAGAGUCAAGAUCAACACUGAGUCCCCAAACGGCGGCAAAAGCGAGGAGACAUCAGCGACAGCGGUCGCUAUAUGAUGGGUCCGACUACGGAGACGAUUCGGAUCUAGAAGCGAAUGAAGGCAUUUCCCCGGCACUCGAGGCUCGGAUGGCCGCAAUAGAAAGCCUAGCAAGACGGGGUAUCGAAGCAAACGGCAGCACGUCUGAUGACGUUGUCAAACGGGUAGCAGAGCAGCUGCGGGAUCUGGGAAGUCAAAUUGGGAUCGAGAACGGCGCAACAAGGCUAAAGACCGCCCAUGACGCUCUUACGACGCACCUCACUCACCAGUCGCGCACGUUGACCUCCCUAGCCGCAUCCUUUUCCGGUCCUCGCGCGAUCAUCCCAGACCACGAGACCAUCGACGCCCUCCUACCUCUGAUCACCAGUACCCUGGAGCUUCUCCCGCACUCCUCUCCCCAAGCAGUUAUCUCACUCUCACAACUCACUCUUUCAAACCGCGAACUCCUCGAGCACCUCUCCAACGUCUCCGACUCGCUACACAUGAGCCGUCAGUCGACGCUGAACGCCACGCGACGGCUGAAAUCCUCAAAAGACCAGCUCGGGGAGUGGAAGCGGGAUGCAGAGCUGAGGGAAAGCGGGAUGCGAUGGAUAGAAAAAGGAGACUGGGAUCGGCGGUUGAAGGAGAGGGAAGCAAAGACAGCAUGUGGGGACGUGGUGAACGGCUUUGAGGAGAUGUGUGGGAUGUGGAGGAAGAGGCUAUGUGAAGGGUUGGGCGUGGUUAGUGCGUAAUCCUUUGUGCGCCUUCUCUUCUGUAAAAUGACUUCGUAGCUAAUGGCACGACGAAGGCGAAGACCACCCCAAGGAGCUGACAACAGAGAAGCCUAGGUGCAAGAACGGAAAGACAGCUAAGACCAGAACGAAGAAUCAGAAUUCAGGAGUAAUGGACUU